Dichomitus squalens LYAD-421 SS1 is the source of this 3554-nucleotide messenger RNA. RefSeq lists its product as uncharacterized. NCBI's taxonomy places the organism in Eukaryota, Fungi, Basidiomycota, Agaricomycetes, Polyporales, Polyporaceae. The transcript has 12 exons. The coding region runs from base 713 to 3232 and encodes 839 amino acids. The record is from RefSeq and is a predicted model, not a curated record. Gene Ontology annotation, molecular function: RNA binding.
CGUUAAGAUCGGUAUGGGCAAGGUCGACGGCCGAGAACGUGCAGGGGUUGCUGUCACCGGAGAACACCGCCAGAGCCAGAGCAGACAGCCGUGGACCUGGGAGCGGACAUGGGCGCCUCGGGUGUCUGGAUAGGGAGCGGAAGGGGGUCUGCCAUGCUGGGAGCGGUGACGUCCGAUGUGCAGCCCAUAUGGCAGGGCGCGCGAAGAGCGGGCGAGCGCGGUUUCUGCCUGAACUCGUUCCGGUCGCGUCAGGAUCCGCGAGCUGCUCGCCAUGCAUGUCCCCGGCCGUCGAUGCCCUCACCGCUUGCCACUCCGAGUCGCUCGCUCGCGCUCGAGGCGGCUUCCCUCGUGGGCUUCGACUGCAUCUGCUGGGGGUACCGGCGUGGAGGAGACGUCCGAACUCUUCGUCUGACUUCUGUCGUGGCUCUCGUUCUGCCAUGCAGCUCCGUCGUCCGCUCAGAAGCACCUCUCCGUGAUAUAAAACGCGCCGCUGCUGCGCCCGGCCCCCAGCCUCUUGAUCUCGCGCUACCAGUCGUUCUUGGCCGCGUCAUCCUCCUCUUGUCUGCUCUUGCUCUGCCAUCUGCUGCUCCGACCGCUGCAGGCUUAUUCGGCUGCCCCCUUUGCCUAUCUUCGCACGCGUCGCCCCUCCAUCCUCCCUGCCCAUCAUCGUCGACUAUUGCUUCCUCCUUGCCCUCGUUCCCUCCACCCGCUCAUGGAUCUGCACGCUGUACCAUUCCCUACCACUCAUCAGCCGGAAGAUUCCCUCUUCAUCGACAAAAGGCCCUCGGUGCCCCCCCGCCUCCAUUCCACUCCUUCCUUGCCAAACCUCUGGCUUCCCCAUCAUUACGGUUCUCUGUCGCCUUCUCUUCCUCUCCAGGGCUCUGCCAGACACCGCCCCCACCUUCGUCCUCUAGACCUGGCGUCUUCACCGUCUUCCUCGCCGACUAAAAAGGACGGCCCUUCACAUCUUGCUCGCCGCCCGCCCUCCCUUCUCACGCCUCCGCUGACGCCGUCCUCGUCUUUCAACGGAACCUCCAACGAUACCCCCUUCACUCCCCCAGAUCCUCAUUCUCCGUCGCGCUGGGCCAGUUCCACCGACCGUGAUCACACUUAUACCCUGAUCCAUCCCUCAUAUUCCGCCGGCUCCAAGACAUACAUGACCACGCCGACGACUGCUGCGCAUGAUGUCGGUUACCUCACCCCAACCAGUGCCCGCUCUCAGUCCCUUUCCUCUGACGACGGUACGGGUAAAGUCCAAACCCCGAGCGCCGCACAGGAUGUGUCCACUUUGGCGACCGGACUCGCUAGCGUCGAUAUAACUCCCAGAGAUGAACGGACUUGCGUAGUGGUCGGUUUGGACGAGGCGCCUGUCUUCGACUUGGAAAUCGGUGAAGCGACGUCCGAUAAGCCUACGCGUCUGGUUCUUAUUCGCAACGUGUCAUCGACAGCGUCGGCUACCGUUCUGCGUGAAGCUUUUUCUGGGAUCGGGGACAUCAAAGGCAUCCUCGCCCGUUUCCAAUACCCCCAUGGCGUUGUGAUUUUGGCGUUUUACGACUCCAGGGACGCGACGCGGGCUCUGCGGCAGAUCUCAGCCAAUCAAAUACCAACGCUUGGCGAUGCCCGUUUGUCAGCUGCGUUUGUAUCUCCUGCUGAUGUGGAAAGGCUCACGGGGAAGUCCGAAUUCCUGGCUGAACUGGACGGCUCUUUUUUCGUCACGGUGGAAGCGCGGUCCGUUGCUCCAAGAGACGUGCAGAAUUUGCUGGCAUCUUUCGGAGAGCUAGCAUCUUUUGACGGUGCGGGAACCGACCCUCACGAUCAGACUUUCCAUGUGGACUAUCAUGAUUGCAGAGACGCCGCGAGUGCAUAUAAGGCACUCAACAAUCGGACGAUUUUCGGUGCCCGCCUUACCCUCGUUUCCAACAAGGACGUUUUGACCCACCCUGUUCGGCUGAUGCAAGGCGCUGCCCGCAGUAUGGAGAGCGAGCUGCAGCGUGAUAUGGAAGGUCGUUCGCGUCCUCGGAGCAUGAGCGUCAGUGAAGGCGUGGGCACCCCGGAUGCGGCGCGGAAACUGAAUAAGACUAAGGACAUUUCCCAAGACCAUGGACGCCGCUCCUCGAAUGACCUCUUCUUCGACGCCAUUGGCAAGGGUUUAGACUCCUCUCACGCCGCGUCCCUCCGUCCCCGUAGUAUCAGUGCGAGCGCCGAGAACUUCGCAAGCAACGUCGGGAUGCAACCGCCUGGAGGCGGAUACAUGACCCCUGGCCCUGCUUAUCCGUACGCAGAGCCUCCUUAUGGCUACGGUCAUCCCCUGCAAGUCCAGGUUCCUUCCAUGUAUCCCGCUCAUUCAUACCCUUAUCCGGUAUAUGGUCACGACGUGGGGAUGUACGGCCCCGAAGUCGAAGGUUUGAACUGGACGUACACUGGCGCUCAUCCACGCCAAGUCGACUACUAUCUCCCAUCAGUCCCCCGGCCCCCAGUAUAUGCACAUGCACAACCAGUCGCAUCGAUCAGUGGCACGUCCGUGAGGAUGGGUCAGCAGCCACUCGCAGCCGGACCCGGUGAUCGCACGACGUCCCACACCAACGGACACCACGAGCCAACCCAGACCGCGUCUAGUAAUGACGGGUUUGACAAUUCGCUGGGAGGACCACGCGCUCCUGGGGCGAAGAAUGUCCUUGACAUCCAAGCAAUCGAGAGCGGGAUCGACACGCGGACAACUGUUAUGAUCAAGAAUAUCCCGAACAAGAUGACCGAUAGGGACCUCAAGAAUUUCAUUGACAGGGUAUGCCCCCGGCGCAUCGACUUCAUGUAUCUCCGCAUGGACUUCCAGAAUGGAUGUAAUGUCGGUUAUGCGUUCGUCAACUUCAUUACCGUGCAAGAUCUCCUGCAGUUCGCCAAGACGCAGAUAGGUGUCAAGUGGAAUAUGUAUUCCAGCGAGAAGACCCUGCAGAUGUGCUACGCGACGUACCAGGGUAAGGAGUCACUCGUCGAGAAGUUCAAAAACUCCUGCAUUAUGGACGAGAAAGAGGCGUGGCGCCCCAAGAUCUAUCACUCGGACGGUCCUAAUCAGGGGCUCCCUGAACCUUUCCCUCCACCAACCCAUCUACGUCGUAAGGAGCGGAGUCAACACAACCGUGGUGCGCUCUUCGUUCCUGGCACUCACCACCAGCCUUCAGGCGGCGGCGGCCUAUACCAUCAUCGUCCGCAUCCCCCUCGCAUGUCCGGCCGCUAGUCGGCUGCCAUUUCCGCCCUUUCGCAAGCAAUUUCUCGUAGUUUUCCCAUGCACGCGCCAGCAAACCGAAUCGCUUCUCCGCACCCCAACCAUCAAGAGCUCUCUGCGCAGUUAGAUCGAAAUCGGACUUCUGUAUGUUGUAUGUACUAAUGGGCUUCUUUGACUCCUGCUGCUCGUCGUUCCUGCCCUGUCGCUCGCUCUGUCGUCGCUCCUCUCUCCAUACUGACAUGUCAUAUGCUGAAUUGCUUUCCACCAUCGCAUCUGUCCGUAGUCAUCGCGUUAUCUUUUCUUAACAUAUAUACCAUGUUUAUUUACUUGCCUU